Siniperca chuatsi (mandarin fish) is the source of this 4204-nucleotide messenger RNA. Its product is annotated as protein disulfide-isomerase TMX3-like. The record is from RefSeq and is a predicted model, not a curated record. The transcript is spliced from 16 exons. Lineage: Eukaryota; Metazoa; Chordata; Actinopteri; Centrarchiformes; Sinipercidae. The coding region runs from base 27 to 1463 and encodes 478 amino acids. Gene Ontology annotation, molecular function: protein disulfide isomerase activity. Gene Ontology annotation, cellular component: endoplasmic reticulum. Gene Ontology annotation, biological process: peptidyl-cysteine oxidation.
CCUCAGGAGUCUGCGUAAACCCGCGCAUGCGCAAAAGGUCACGAUUUGGCAGCUGUAUUUCCUGCUUGCUGUUUUCACUCGAAGCGAUGGCAGAAGUGAAAGCUUCCCUGAUUUGUGGAGUUGUAGCGGCUUUCCUAAGUUCAGCGGUACUUGCAUUUGUUGAAGAUCUAGAUGACACAUUUAAAGACACCAGAGUGAACGAUAUCUGGCUGGUUGAUUUCUAUGCACCAUGGUGCGGCUACUGUAAAAAACUAGAGCCAGUAUGGCAUGAUGUGGGAGUCGAGCUGAAGACCUCCGGGUCGCCUGUCCGUGUGGGAAAGAUGGAUGCCACUGCUUACUCUGGAAUGGCAUCAGAGUUUGGUGUUCGUGGUUACCCCACAAUAAAACUGUUAAAGGGUGAUCUUGCCUAUAAUUACAAGGGACCAAGGACAAAAGAUGAUAUUGUAGAGUUUGCCAACAGGGUGGCAGGACCGGCAGUCCGGGCACUUCCCAGCAAGCAGAUGUUCGAGCACAUGAUGAAACGACAUGACGUGCUUUUUGUGUAUGUCGGUGGGGAUUCUCCUCUCAAAGAGAAGUACAACGACGUAGCCUCUGAGCUCAUUGUCUACACUUAUUUCUUUUCGGCUUCAGAGGAAGUCUUUCCAGAGUCAGUAACUUUGCCAGAGCUUCCUGCGGUUGUAGUCUUUAAGGACGGAGCCUACUUUACCUAUGAUGAGUAUGAAGAUGCUAGUUUGUCAUCAUGGGUGAACAAGGAGCGCUUCCAAGGAUAUCUUCAGAUUGAUGGCUUUACACUAUAUGAGCUUGGAGAAACAGGCAAAUUGGUGGCGAUUGCAGUCAUCGAUGAGAAGGGCCCCACAGAGGAGAGUGGCAGAUUAAAGACCCUGAUUCAGAGGGUGGCAAAGGAAUACAGAGAACAUUUUAACAGAGACUUCCAGUUUGGCCACAUGGAUGGGAAUGACUACAUUAACAGCCUCAUUAUGGGCGAGGUGACAGUGCCCUCUGUUAUCAUCCUCAACACAUCCAACGAGCAGUACUUCCUGCCCAGUGAGCCGAUUGAGUCCAUGGAGCAGCUGGUCCAAUUCAUCAACAGUGUUUUGAACGGUUCUGCACAGGCGUAUGGAGGUGAUGGCGUCAUUCAGAGGAUCAAGCGUGUGGCCUUUGAUGCCAGAUCCACCAUUAUGUCAGUGUUUCGCAGCUCUCCACUGCUGGGCUGCUUCCUGUUCGGCCUACCGCUGGGUGUAAUUAGCCUGAUGUGCUAUGGCAUCUGCACAGCUGAGUCGGAUGACGGUUUGGAUGACAUCGAUGCGCUCAAGAGGGAGGGCCUGACUGACGAGGAGGAGGAGGAGGAGGAGGAGGAGGAGGAGAGGCGGCAAGGCGCCGCUGAGCUGGAGGGCCCCGAAGAGGGCGAGAACGAGGAAGAUGAUGCUGGAGACAAGGAUCCCGAAGAGAAGAAAACCGAUUAACACAGGGGCUCCCAUCGGAUAGAGGAUGAUAGGCCUAGUCAAAUGCAGUGAUAUGAAACUCAAAGACAUAUCAAUGUGUUACUGUUCAGCUUCUUUGUCUUUCAUAUCACUUCCCAUCAAAGCCCCUCUAGCACAGACUGUUCUCCCAUCUUUGAGUUCUGUGUGUCAGUGUAUAAGGUCAGGUACUCUAUUAUUAUUAUUAUUAUUAAUAAUAAUAAUGAUAAUAAUAAUAAUAAUAAUAAUUUUCAACAGAAAAAGCGAUGGUUGUGAACCAAACAUACCACUUAUUUAUUAUGAUUCAACCAACCAGUGGUUUAUUCCAUGUGAUGUGUGACCCUUUCUCUGACAUUGUUAGGUUGUUGUUUUGUAACCACUUAAAGCCCCUUAUUAUAUAUAUUUUUUGUUCUGUUCCAAUCUCUUCUAUAUUUUCUUUUUGAUUCCAGUUUGCUAUGAUAACCUAGAAUAGUAGAUGUUGUAGCUAGUAGAUCAAUCUUGCCUUCAAACUGAAUACAACAUACAUACACAGACAUUUUGUUCACCUCUUCUUCCAACCCAAAGUGUAGGCUUAUCAUGUACAGUGAUUGAUGAGAAUAGAAAGCAAAGGAAGUGCCCAAGAAGGAAAAUCUGCCAUAAAUGAAUUGUGCUUUUUCUAUUUUAUGUUAUUGCCUGAAAAUAUUUUUUCUUCUUCUAGGGAUGCAAAGUGCCGAGCAGUUCAACUUAUUUCUCAUGCCAGCCACCUGUUAGUGUUCAUUUAUGAAGAGAGUUGAUAUCAGUCAGUACAGUCUACUGUAAUAUAGCAAAUGCACUUUUAAAAAAAACAAACUCAUUUCAACCCAACAUAUCCAACCUGCUAAAAAUACCUAGUAUAGAUGCGUUGUACCUGUAAAGCAGACACCCAUAACAUGCAUCAGUAGUUCCUGCGGCUUUUAACAUCUUAUAUUCCUCAGAUAGACCGGCUCUGUCUGUCUCCGUACUUCAAUCUGUCCUCCAUCACUGGUUGCUAUAUUGAAUUCAGUAGGCAGGUUAAAGUUUACAUCCCGAUGCACUGAGAAGUACACUGAGCGUACAAAAUAUUAGGACCAUCUUCCUACCAUGUAGUUUAACCCCUUUUUUUGUUAUAACCCACUAUUGUCAGUUUUCUCAAGGCAAAUAAAUCCAUCUCUAUCCUAUUUUCAUACACUUGUGACUAAAGUAUGUGAAAGCUGAAAUCAAGUAGGGGUUAUGGCUUCUCCUUGGAUUUGGGUGGCCAGCCUAAUUCAUGAAAAGAGCAAAAUCUGCUACACCCACUUUAAUACCAUUUUUAUGAAAAAUGCACAGCAGAGUGCACCUUGUUGGAUUUGGGGCCCAGUGGUGCCUCUCAUGUUGGCAUGUUAAAGCACCUGAAAACAUCACAUAUCUUCAGUAUCUAUGAAAUUAAAUAUUUGCCACUAAAGAAGGAAAAAAUAAUGGUAAAAGUGUUUUUAAAAAACAUGUAGUUAAGACUUAAAAACUCAGGGUGUUAUUUGAUUUACAGUGGUGUUUCCAUGGCAACAAAAGUUAAUUUCCCAACAACUGUCGUUAGUCAGUUCAGGGGCUUUAUUGGCAUGGGAAACAGAGUUAACAUUGCCAAAGCAAGUGUGAAAUAAAAAAAACAUACAUAAACUGAAGAAAUGUGCUAUUAAAAUAUAUACAGAUAUGUACAAUAAGAUAAUAAUAAUAAUAAUAAUAAUAAUAAAUUCUUACUUCUCACCUUUUUUUUUUCCAAUCCUCUAACGCUCACAGUUUUUGUAUGGAUUAAACAAACAAGAUAUAACGUGUUUAUUUGUGAGCUUUAGAGGUGCUGUUAGGCAGUUUUUCCCCUUUUGGGCAGAGCCAGGCUAGCUGUUUCCCCCUGCUUCCAGUCUUUAUGCUAAGCUAAGCUAAUCAGACAUGAGAGAGGAUCGAUGCCAAUCUUCUCAUCUAACUCGGCAAGAAAGUGGAAAAAAAAUAAGUGUACUUCCCAAAAUGUCAACUAUUCCUUUAGAGGGGUACACUGGAUGAUUAUUUGCUCUGCAUCUGUUUUACAUUCAUCUGAAACAUUCAUGGAUUAUAUUUAACACACAGAGCUGCAAAGCAAUUAUAGGUUUGAAAUGAGCAAUGAAAGCUUCUAUAACAGGCUUUCUCUCAAGGGAACUUUAACACACGGUAAUGAAUGAGCAUUAAGUUCAUUCUUGACCUUGGGAACAGUAGUAUGUCAAAGUAAUCCUAACUCUAGGUCUACAACCUGACUUUCUUGACCUUUAUAACUCCAUGACAACUGAGCAAACUACAAAGCUAUUAAGUGGACCUUGAAUUAAGAUAGAUAUCUUAUAUUUGCAAAUGUUAUUGAAUGUUUUGAGCUGUUAAUGCUAUUAAUGUGUAAAGGCAAUUCUCAAUCCUUACCCCCAUUCUGUAACCCCUUUUAUAAAGUGUAGCUGAGUAAUAUGAUGGCUACAGGAUUUGUUAUUCAUUGUUGCUCAUUUCAUCGUGCUUUUGUAGCUCAGUAAAUCUUGUAACUUGAUAAACUUAGGCACCUCAACAUAAGCACACCUGUUGUUUUUAAUAUACAGAGGUUAUCUGUAUUAUUACUGUGAAACUGCACUAAAGGAAACCAUGCCCUCGCCUUGCCUUCUGGUCUUUGUAGUUGCCUACCAUUCUCUGCCAAACUUCCUCUUUGGGUUUGAAUUGAGAUUGUCACACUUUAUUACAGGUUUGAAAAAUUUAAAUAAAGAUUGUCCUCUUUU